AUGGAAGAUCAGAAUCAAACAGCAGUGACUGACUUUCUUUUCUUGGGCCUCACAGAUCAUCUCUAUCAGCAGAUUGUCCUCUUUGUCAUUCUUCUCUUUGUCUAUCUUGCCACAGUGGGGGGUAACUUGGGAAUGAUCAUUCUCAUAUGGAUGGAUCCCAGACUCCACACACCUAUGUACUUUUUUCUUAGCCAUUUGUCCUUUGUAGACAUGUGUUCCUCUUCUUCCAUUGCCCCCAAGAUGCUGUGUGAUAUCUUUGCAGAGAAAAAGGGCAUCUCUUUGAUGGGUUGUGCUGCACAGAUGUGGUUCUUUGGUCUUUUCGUGGCAACCGAAUGUUUCCUCCUGGCUUCCAUGGCCUAUAAUCGGUAGAUGGCCAUCUGUAAGCCCUUGUUGUACACACUUGUUACGUCCCAGAGGGUCUGUGUGCAGCUGGUUAUAGGCCCUUACGGUGCUCUUAUAAGCACCAUGACUCAUACAAUUCUCACUUUCUGCUUACCCUUCUGUAGUCCAAUUAUUAUCAAUCACUUUUUCUGUGAUAUUUCACCACUGCUUUCCCUAGCGUGUGCAGACACCUGGACCAAUAAGUUGGUGCUUUUCAUCUUGGCUGGAGCAAUAGGAGUACUCAGUGGCUUGAUCAUCACAGUCUCCUAUGUUUGCCUCCUGAUGGCCAUCCUGAGGAUCCAGACUGCUGAUGGGAGGAGGAAGGCUUUUUUCACUUGUUCUUCUCACCUGGCGGCUGUCUCCAUCCUAUAUGGGACUCUUUUCUUCAUUUAUGUCCGACCUAGCUCAAGUUCCUCCCUACUCAUUAAUAAAGUGAUUUCUCUCUUUUACACUGUGGUGAUCCCCAUGUUGAACCCUCUCAUCUACAGCUUGAGGAACAAGGAGGUGAAAAAUGCAUUCAGUAGGAAGUUUGAAAGGAAAAAUUGUCUAGUAAGUAGGUAA
Molecule: messenger RNA, 942 nt
Organism: Physeter macrocephalus (sperm whale)
Lineage: Eukaryota; Metazoa; Chordata; Mammalia; Artiodactyla; Physeteridae
Product: olfactory receptor 5G3-like
Biological process (GO): G protein-coupled receptor signaling pathway; sensory perception of smell
Cellular component (GO): membrane
Molecular function (GO): odorant binding; olfactory receptor activity; G protein-coupled receptor activity
Source: RefSeq, a predicted model, not a curated record